AAAAAUGUGAGUUUAAAGAAAAGAACGAAAUCUGUCAUGAGAAGGCAUAACAUCAUAGAUAACGACAGUAUCCCAACAGUUGUUGAAAAGCUUAAACAACAACUACAAGCAAAAUCGCAGAGGAUAAGGAGAUUUGAUAAAAGACAAAAKUUUUUCCACCAAAAUAAACUUUACAAAGAAAACACCAAGGUGUUUUAUAGGGAACUAGGGAAAAAGAAGACCGAAAUUCGUGAAGUCCCUCAAAAAGAGGAUGUCGAAAAUUUUUGGGCCAAUAUAUGGGAGAAAGAAAAGUAUCAUAAUGAAAACGCUGGAUGGCUGAAGGAAAUACAUGACCAAUACCAACAAACUCCUGCACAAAAAUGGUCAAAAAUAUCAAUAGAGGAGACAAAAGCAGCCGUCCAGAAAUCCAGCAAUUGGAAAGCACCAGGAUGUGAUGGCAUAGUAAACUUUUGGCUAAAAUACCUGCCAGCAAUUCAUGAAGAUCUGACAUAUGCUUAUAACAGACUUAUAGAAAAUCCUGAAGAAUGUCCCAAUUGGUUAACAACUGGUAUUACGUAUCUUCUUCCAAAAAAUGAAGAAACCAUCAACCCUAAAAAUUAUCGGCCAAUCACUUGCCUCCCUACAAUGUAUAAAAUCUUAACAUCAAUAUUAACAUCUAGAACUUAUGAUCAUAUGGUGGAGAAUAACCUGAUGCCUCUAGAACAAAAAGGAUGUAGAAAAGGAAGUUAUGGGUGCAAAGAUCAGUUGCUUAUAAAUAAGGCCAUAAUGGAAGAAAUAAAAUCCAGAAAGAAAAAUCUGUCAACAGCUUGGAUUGAUUACAAAAAAGCAUUUGAUUCUGUUCCCCAUAGCUGGAUCAUGAAGUGUCUUGAAAUUUAUAAAGUCUCCCCUACUUUGAUUAAUUUUAUCAGAAACAACAUGUCACAAUGGAAAACAACCCUAAACCUCAAUCACAGCUUUAGUGAUGACAUCAAAAUGGAAUUUGGCCUUGACAAAUGUGCCAAAGCAACUUUUAAACGAGGUAAAUUGGUGAAAUCUGAAAACAUUGUGAUUGAUAUAAAUACAACCAUUCAAGAUCUUGAACAAGAAGGCACAUAUAAAUAUUUAGGAGUAAGUGAAGGUGAUGGAAUAGAACAUUCUAGCAUGAAAGAGAAAAUCAGAAAGGAAUCACUAUAG
Messenger RNA from Exaiptasia diaphana, 1173 nucleotides. RefSeq lists its product as uncharacterized. The transcript is spliced from 2 exons. Lineage: Eukaryota; Metazoa; Cnidaria; Anthozoa; Actiniaria; Aiptasiidae. Bases 37 to 1173 code for a protein of 378 amino acids. The record is from RefSeq and is a predicted model, not a curated record.